AUGGCCGCUGCUUCCAGGAGCUGCCUGAGCCCUCCAGGCGGCCCGGGACAUUAUGUCCAUGCCGGUGCCCGGAGCGCCGCCAACGUCAGCCCCGCACUCCAGAGGCAAGCCGCUGCUGGGAUCUCUGCAGUUGCCACUGGCUCGGUACCGGUCUCGGUCGAGGGAACAUUCCCAACGCUGAUCACCGCCCAGCGAUUGUUCGGGGCAGAGUCCAGGUGGAUUUGUUCUCGACGCCAACCAGACUGUCUGGCUGGGUUCCGUCCCUCCGGGAUUCGCGGCACCGCCCGUCCUCAAGGAGCGAAUAUUGGCGGGACUGCGGCGGGCGUUGCUAUCGGUCCUCGUCUCGGAGAGGGUACCACAGUCAAUCACGGCACGGUCAUCGACGCCGUUCCUGCUCGGACUCCUGCUCCAAGUCUCUGCCAAGACAUCGCAGCCCCGGGCGUCGAUUUCCGGCGUUUCGCCGUCGUGGGUCUGCCCGUCGAGGUCAUUUGCAGAGCAGCUGUUACUGCCGGUACUGGUCCUCCACGUCGAGAUUGCGGUCCCAUGGCUGUCGUAGAUCCCAGCACCGCCACUUCUCCCGGACCAGAGACAGCAGCAGAUCUUAUGCCAGCCCGGUCUCCAUUUGUAGCCGUCCUUCGAUGGGCCAGGCCAGGCCAGCCAACGCGAACAGCUGGCCCCGCCAGUGCCACACCAGGUGCAGUGGCACCGAGCGUAGUGGCUGGCCCAAUGUGUAAAAGAGAAAAAAAAUCUUUGUUUGUGAAUCUAAAAUACAGGUGUGGGAGCCUUUCUCAAAGGGAUGGAAGCUGCCAGUGGAGAGGAAAGAUGGCUGCUCAUCUCAAAGGAGAAAAACCUCACGUUUGACCUGACUUUCUCCACCGGAAUGAUUUGGCGUGUGAAGCUGUAGGAGGAAAGGUUUUAUUUGCAACGGACGACUUUUUUGCUCCUGCGGAGAAUCUCUGGAAGAAAAAGAGUCCAGUUUUUAAACCAGAUGAAUUGACUGAUUAUGGCAGAUAUGGAUGGGAGACAAGGAGGAAAAAGGUUCCAGCCCUAGUUACUGACUGGGUGUGUGUUUAUAUUACUCCUGCGGUGGAUUUACCAGAGUUUUGGCCAAGAGGGGACAGGAUAGGAACUGCAGCUUCAGAUGAAGAGUUAAAAGCUGUCAGGAAGUUGUUGUCAGAUGAAUGGACUCUUCUGGUUCCUAUGAAAGAGUUGAAACCAAGAUACCUUGAUACUAGCCACAAUUAUUUUUCUGCCAGCUGUAAGAGAGAAUGGACUCACAUAAGGCUCAAUAUCUAUCCAGAUGGUGGGAUUGCACAUUUCAAAGUGUAUGGUGUUGUGCAGAAAGACUGGUCAGCUUCUGGCCCAAAUGACUUGGAUGACUUGGUGGCAAUGGAGAAUGGGGGUAUUUGUGUUGGAUUUAGCAGUGCUCAAUGAGGCCACCCAAGAAAUAUUCUAGGGAUAGGAAGAGCAACAUCCAUAGAAGAUGGUUGAGAAACAGCAAGAAGACCGGACAGGCCACCAGUUUUAAAAGCUGAUGACAAAGGUAUCCUCCUCAUACCAGGGAAUGAAUGGGCAGUUUUCCGGCUGGCACAUCCUUGUGUAAUAACUCACAUUGAAAUAGACACUUAUCACUUUAAAGGUAACUUUCCAGAUACCUGCAAACUUGAGGCCUGUGUUCUGAACACACAAGAAGAAAAAGAUUGCAUAACACAGAAAUGGAACCUUAAACAGGAUCCAAAAUGGAACCCUUUGCUUUCUGUUACAAAGCUUAAGCCUAACAAGAGGCAUUUCUUUGACGGUACUGCCCUGGAAAUGCAGGAUGUAAUCACUCAUGUGAGACUCAUUAUUGUUCCUGAUGGAGGUGUAAGUAGGAUGCGUCUCUGGGGUUUCCCACGGGCUCUAUUUUAUACAAGCAAAUGA
Messenger RNA from Caretta caretta (loggerhead turtle), 1920 nucleotides. The record is from RefSeq and is a predicted model, not a curated record. NCBI's taxonomy places the organism in Eukaryota, Metazoa, Chordata, Testudines, Cheloniidae.